Molecule: messenger RNA, 2302 nt
Organism: Tarenaya hassleriana
Lineage: Eukaryota; Viridiplantae; Streptophyta; Magnoliopsida; Brassicales; Cleomaceae
Product: cell division control protein 48 homolog C
Biological process (GO): ribosome biogenesis
Cellular component (GO): nucleus
Molecular function (GO): preribosome binding; RNA binding; ATP binding
Source: RefSeq, a predicted model, not a curated record
CGCGCGCACGAGCCUACAACACACGUGAUGUGAAAUAAGCGAAGGUGGCGGGAAUCUCCAUACUCUGUGUUGAACCUACGACCUCGUUUACGACCUCGUUUACAGUACACAGACUUUCCCAAGCUAAACCUUUACCGAGACAAGUCGUCCAGUGUGAGAGAUGGGGAAAAGAUUUCGCAGCGGCGGUAUUGGGGGCGGCGUUAAUCGCAGAUUCCUCAACGUCGUCAUAGAUUCUUACGGGAAGGAUGUAUCCGCAGAGGACAUCGUUGACGACCUCCGCUCCAAGUACCGAGAUUUUGGCCGAUUGAGCCGACAUGUCCUCCUGCUUAAUGUCCGACAAGUCCUCAAUUCGAGGAACAGGCGAAUGAAGGAAGACGAAGAAGAAGAUAACAGCGGCGAUGAGGGAGGUGUUGGCACGAGGAAGAAACAGAGGCGAGUCGAUGAGAGAGAAGAGAAGUUGCAGCGGGCGGAGCAAUCGCAUCUUAGACGGCGAAAAUCGGAUCGUCUGAUGUCCACGUCGUCCUCGGACUCGCCGUCGACGGAGUUUUCAUCGCCUCGGACGCGGGGCGGUGUCUCCACGUCGGAGGACGCUAUAUACUGCGAGAAGGUGACUUCGCAGUUCGAUUUGAUCAACGACACUCUACGAGAUUCCUAUGCUAAAUUAAACAGAGCUUCUGUUAACUUUAUGAGAUUUACAUCAAAAGCCAUAUUCAAGAACUUACAGAAAACAGAAUAUAAAACAAAAAUAGAGGAAAAGAGCCUUGGAGUGAUCCCACCAGGUGGGAUUCUACAAGAUUUCAGCCACAGGUUGUCUCUGGCGUUUCUGUUGCAUUCUGUCACCGUGGGAACUGUCUGGUGUUCUUUGUUGUUUAAUAAUGCAAUUCUGGUUCGGCUAAAAAUUUCAGGUGCAUCUGAAGAAAAUAUUAGAGAACUCUUCUCCAAAGCAUAUAGGACUGCGCCAUCUGUCGUAUUCAUCGACGAAAUAGAUGCUAUUGCGUCGAAGAGAGAAAACCAGCAGAGGGAGAUGGAGCGACGGAUAGUGACGCAGCUAAUGACUUGCAUGGACGAAUCUAUUAGGUAUUUAAAGGCAAAUGUUCAAAAUUCUAAUGAAGACGGAUCUGAUUCUAGGCCUCGUCAUGUUCUUGUCAUCAGAGCUACCAAUAGGCCUGAUGCUCUUGAUUCUGCUUUGAGGAGGCCUGGACGAUUUGACCGCGAGAUCCCUCUGAGUGCUCCUGAUGAAAAAGCAAGGGAAGAGAUUUUGUCCGUGCUAACACAUGGUCUUAGACUAGAGGGUUCUUUUGACAGAAAGAGAAUAGCUCGUGCGACUCCGGGUUUUGUUGGAGCUGAUUUGGCUGCUCUGGUAAACAUGAAGAGAAUCGCUAAUGCAAGGAAGUUGGAACUGCCUAAUGACUCUGGAUCGUAAGGAUAUCAACCUCAUUGCUGAAUAAGACCGCAUCAAAGACCCUUCUUGGCGAUUCACGGAGUUGCCAACCGUGAAGCCUACAUAGCGUUUCCAUGGAGGCAUUCUCGUGGUAGAAGUGAGGAAGCACCUGAAAUGGCUUCGGAGGUUUUUCCCACAAUGGUUUCAAGAAAUAUGUGAUUUUCUGACCAUGCAAGUAGAUUCCGAAUAUGGACAUUGGCACAAUGGUGAACAAAAAGAUGCAUGUUUUGACAUCAAGCCCUCGCAGAACACACUUGACCCUUGAAAACGCCAUGGUUGCCCGAGAACCCUGCAGCAAAUGCCAAUACCAAAAUUUCAGAAAAUUCUCUUCACAAUCAGAAACUAUACUAAUUAUGGAAAACUUCGUCAAAUCACUGUGAAAUUCCACACCAAUCUUCAUAUUCCCUUGAGAAUAAGAUUGUCUAUGACUAUUAUUUAACAAUCACAAACACAAUCUCCUUGGCUGUGGCUAUCAAAUAAUAUCCCAAAGGGUAUGCGACUAUCUAAGAAAAAUCGCAUAAAAAACUAUACUAAUACCAAUGAUCACACCAAAGUAGCGUAGUAAUGGAAAAUUCUCGAAAUCAACGCAUAUGAUGAAGAUAAGAAUCCGAGCUAACGCGUGUAAUGUUACACAGAAUCAAACCCUAAAACACAUAAAUUCAGAUAUCACAGGAUGCGGAAGCAUGGAUCGGGAGUUGCCCAAAAGAACUAAAACUGAUCCUGAUUUGAUUUAACACCAGAAAAAUAAGGGCUCAAAGCAGUUAUUUCUAAUGUUCUCCUGCAGUGCUUCGUCCUAAUUUUCACACGAAACAGUUGAAGAAAAAAAUGUCGUCUUGUCUAAUGCUAAGAUUUUUGAAAAAA